Molecule: messenger RNA, 550 nt
Organism: Cajanus cajan (pigeon pea)
Lineage: Eukaryota; Viridiplantae; Streptophyta; Magnoliopsida; Fabales; Fabaceae
Source: RefSeq, a predicted model, not a curated record
AUGCAUCUAUCUGGCACUGUAGAAGAGAAACUCCAGAUUCCAAAUAUAUGUUUUGAUAAGGCUGUGGCAAUUUGCUUCCUGACAGUUUCAAAGUUUGAGCUUCAUGCAGGAAGCAAAUUGCCACUGCCUUAUCAAAAUAUAUAUUUGGAAUCUGGAGUUUCUCGUCUACAGUGCCAGAUAGAUGCAUGGAAUAGACAAGAGCAUUCUGAAAAAAUUGGUUUCCAUUCUGUUGAUAUUGAUGGAGAUGAUCCAAAUGAUGAUACUUGUGGUAUAUGUGGAGAUGGAGGGGAUUUAAUCUGUUGUGAUGGUUGUCCGUCAACAUUUCAUCAGAGAUGCUUGGAUAUACAGAUGCUUCCUCCCGGUGAAUGGCAUUGUCCGAAUUGUACCUGUAAAUUUUGUGGCAUAGCCAGUGGAACUUCUGACAAAGAUGAAGCAACUGUAUCAUGACUCUUGCACUAAGGAGAUUGAUACCCUUCCUGAUAACUUUAAUACAUCAAGCCUUUCUUUUUGUGGGAAAGAAUGCAAAGAGGUACCUCUUACAGUUUCUUCU